This is a messenger RNA of Cercocebus atys (sooty mangabey), 1176 nucleotides long. It is a transcript of the gene ASRGL1, whose product is annotated as asparaginase like 1. The record is from RefSeq and is a predicted model, not a curated record. Bases 283 to 780 code for a protein of 165 amino acids. The transcript is spliced from 5 exons. NCBI's taxonomy places the organism in Eukaryota, Metazoa, Chordata, Mammalia, Primates, Cercopithecidae. Gene Ontology annotation, molecular function: hydrolase activity.
UCCCCGCAUGCCACUAGUAAGCUCGCGCGGGCCAAGAGCCGAGACUCAGAAUAAGAGUGAGACCGGUGCGUGCCGGCCGGGCUUCGGGGCUUUACGGAAACUGGGCGGUGCGGCGGCCCCGCCCUCGUGCGCAGGCGCAGAACCGUUGUGGCCGGAGCGGUUGCGGACUGAGCGGUUUCAAGCCGGCGUCCGGGAGCGGCAGUACUGGGCUACUGCGGGGGCGGCUCGACCCAGCCUGAGGCCUCGGCGUCCGCCUCCCGCGGUGCGCUGGGAUCCGCCGACAUGAAUCCCAUCGUAGUGGUCCACGGCGGCGGAGCCGGUCCGAUCUCCAGGGAUCGGAAGGAGCGAAUGCACAAGGGCAUCGUCAGAGCCGCCACCGUGGGCUACGGCAUCCUCCGGGAGGGCGGGAGCGCCGUGGAUGCCGUGGAGGGAGCUGUGGUCGCCCUGGAAGACGAUCCCGAGUUCAACGCAGGUUAUGGGUCUGUCUUGAACACAGAUGGUGAGGUUGAAAUGGAUGCUAGUAUCAUGGAUGGAAAAGACCUGUCAGUAGGAGCAGUGUCCGCAGUCCGGUGUAUAGCAAAUCCCAUUAAACUUGCUCGGCUUGUCAUGGAAAAGACACCUCAUUGCUUUCUCACUGACCAAGGUGCAGCACAGUUUGCAGCAGCUAUGGGGGUUCCAGAGAUUCCUGGAGAAAAACUGGUAACAGAGAAAAACAAAAAGCGCCUGGAAAAAGAGAAGCACGAAAAAGGUGCUCAGAAAACAGAUUGUGAAAAACGUUAAUUCAAGGAUUGUUGAAGGCAAGCCUGUGAUAAUGGAGCAAAUGUGGUUGGUAAAUGAGAGAUGUACAAGCAAGAAGCUUGGCUAAGAAUCCAGAAGCAAACUAUGUGACACAUACAGCCCAUCGUUUGAAAUAUGUUUCUAGGAUGCAUGACCUCCACUGUGCCACUAGUGCUGAUGCUUGGAAACAAUAGAGGGAAUACAUACAGUGUUUUCUAGAUGUGCCCAAAGAUGGAAUAUCCUGAUUAAACUUACAUUUCACCCUAUAACAAGUCUCAGGCGCACCAUGAGAAUACCAACGAAAUGCUGUUGAAGUAAUUAAAUUGAAUUUAGAAAAGAAGAAUUCGGCUGGGCGCGGUGGCUCACGCCUGUAAUCCCAGCACUUUGGGAGGCCGAGAC